UCUCAUUUUAGAGGACGAGUGUUGGUAGCAAUUGCGUUGGCGCUCUGAUUACUUCCCGGUUCAUCCUGACAGCAGCCCACUGCUUCAGGUUUGAGGACAAUCCAAAAUCGAUCUCGAUUACAACGGACAUCAAACCACAUUUGAAGUUGAAUGUUAAAACGUUUAAAAUGCACCCUGACUAUGACAUCCAAGCGAAGAAGGAUCAGGGAAUACCAGAGUUUUACGAUUACGAUGUCGCUCUCAUUCAGCUGGAUAAGGAUGUGAAGUUCGACGUGAAAAUCAGGCCAAUCUGUAUUCCCUGCACUAAGGAAACCAGCCAGGCCUUAGGGCUGCCAGAUACUGCGACGUGUAAGGAACAUGAGGACAUCCUCUUAAAAAGUAAAUUUGAACAGGCAAGCUUUACAGCUGCAACUACUUACAUAAAGAAAAAUGUCACCAUCAAGCUAGGCGCUCAGAGGGACAGUUGUAUUGGAGAUGCUAUAUAUGCAGAAAGAAUGAAUGUGACAAAAGCCAGUGACAUUGUGACAGAUAACUUCCUGUGCACGGGAGGGAUUGAAGGCGAAACGAACAACAUCGCAUGCAAAGGUGAUUCGGGUGGAGCUUUGUAUGUAGAAAGGAAGAAACGUUUGAUCCAGGUGGGGGUUACAAGCUGGGGUGUCGAAGAUUUGUGCAAAACCAGCAAUACAAUUAUUUCUAAAGAGCAUUCCCGGGAUUUCCACAUUAAUAUGUUUAAAGUUCAGCCAUUCAUCAGAGAAUACCUGGAAAAAAAAGAUGAGGAUUAUGGUCCAACAGCUUUUAUCAACUGACCAAGUUUAGUACUUUAAUCUUUUGGAUCGUGUGGUAAAUGUUUUUUAUUGAAAUGCUAUUCAUGUGCUUAUCAGAAUGUAAUUAAAUUUCCACUUUUUGUGUGUCUAAUUUAGUGUAUUACAAAUGUUCUUCAUGUA
Messenger RNA from Paramormyrops kingsleyae, 944 nucleotides. The record is from RefSeq and is a predicted model, not a curated record. NCBI's taxonomy places the organism in Eukaryota, Metazoa, Chordata, Actinopteri, Osteoglossiformes, Mormyridae.